Molecule: messenger RNA, 355 nt
Organism: Grammomys surdaster
Lineage: Eukaryota; Metazoa; Chordata; Mammalia; Rodentia; Muridae
Product: RING-box protein 1-like
Exons: 1
Coding region: 16-342 (108 amino acids)
Biological process (GO): protein ubiquitination; ubiquitin-dependent protein catabolic process
Cellular component (GO): nucleus; cullin-RING ubiquitin ligase complex
Molecular function (GO): cullin family protein binding; zinc ion binding; ubiquitin protein ligase activity
Source: RefSeq, a predicted model, not a curated record
GAGUGUGUUUCCAAAAUGGCGGCAGCGAUGGAUGUGGAUACCCCCAGCGGCACCAACACUGGCCCAAGCAAGAAGUGCUUUGAAGUUAAAAAGUGGAAUGCAGUAGCCCUCUGGGCCUGGGAUAUUGCGGUUGAUAACUGUGCCAUCUGCAGGAACCACAUUAUGGAUCUUUGCAUCGAAUGUCAGGCCAACCAGGCAUCAGCUACUUCCGAAGAGUGUACGGUUGCAUGGGGAGUCUGUAACCAUGCUUUUCAUUUCCACUGUGUCUCUCGAUGGCUCAAAACGAGGCAGGUGUGUCCACUGGACAACAGAGAGUGGGAAUUCCAAAAGUAUGGGCAUUAAGAAAGACUCUCCC